This is a messenger RNA of Camelus dromedarius (Arabian camel), 1501 nucleotides long. It is a transcript of the gene MEF2B, whose product is annotated as myocyte enhancer factor 2B. The record is from RefSeq and is a predicted model, not a curated record. The transcript is spliced from 9 exons. Gene Ontology annotation, molecular function: protein dimerization activity; RNA polymerase II cis-regulatory region sequence-specific DNA binding; DNA-binding transcription factor activity, RNA polymerase II-specific. NCBI's taxonomy places the organism in Eukaryota, Metazoa, Chordata, Mammalia, Artiodactyla, Camelidae. The coding region runs from base 1 to 1278 and encodes 425 amino acids. Gene Ontology annotation, biological process: positive regulation of transcription by RNA polymerase II.
AUGCAAACCACCGCCCCGGCCAAUCAGCUCCUGGGGGCGGGGCCUCCCACUCUGAAGGCACCUGUGGCCGCCGGGGUGCUCGGAGCUCUGUGCCGCUGCCGCCGGGUCGGUGCGCGAGCGUCCGAGGGUCCAGGUGGAGCAGACCAAGGUCACUCCACCCAGCCAGGGACAAUGGGGAGGAAAAAAAUCCAGAUCUCCCGCAUUCUGGACCAAAGGAACCGGCAGGUGACAUUUACCAAGCGGAAGUUCGGGCUGAUGAAGAAGGCCUAUGAACUGAGUGUGCUCUGCGACUGUGAGAUCGCCCUCAUCAUCUUCAACAGCGCCAACCGCCUCUUCCAGUACGCCAGCACGGACAUGGACCGUGUGCUCCUGAAAUACACGGAGUACAGUGAGCCCCACGAGAGCCGCACCAACACCGACAUCCUCGAGACACUGAAGCGGAGGGGUGUGGGCCUCGAUGGGCCAGAGCUGGAGCCAGAUGAGGGGCUUGAGGGGCCAGGAGAGAAGCUACGGAGGCUGGCAGGUGACGGGGGUGACCCAGCCUUGCCGCGACCCCGGCUCUAUCCAGCAGCCCCCACUAUGCCCAGCCCCGACAUGGUAUAUGGGGCUCUGCCCCCACCAAGCUGUGACCCCAGUGGGCUUGGGGAGGCCGUGCCUGCCCAGAGCCGCCCAUCCCCAUUCCGGCCAGCAGCACCCAAAGCUGGGCCCCCAGGCCUGGCACACCCUCUCUUCUCACCAAGCCACCUCGCCAGCAAGACACCACCCCCACUGUACCUGGCAGCAGAUGGGCGGAGGCCAGACCUCCCUGGUGGCCUAACUGGGGCCCGAGGGGGACUGAGCACCUCGAGAGGCCUGUAUGGUAGCCUGCAGAGUCCAUGUUCCACUGCCACCCCAGGACCUCCACUGGGGAGCUUCCCCUUUCUCCCUGCAGGCCCCCCAGAAUAUGGCCUUGGAGACCCCCCUCCGCCCCCGGGCUUGCUGCAGCCCCCUACCCUGGCCCCCUGGCAGCCCUCCAGGGGGGAUGGUCCCCCGGCCGCCCCCGCCCAGCCCAGUGGGGGCCGCAGCCUGGGCGAGGAAGGCCCCCCGGCCCGCGGCGCCUCCCCGCCCACCCCCCCAGUCAGCAUCAAGUCCGAGCGCCUCUCGCCGGUGCCCGGAGGCCCCAGCGACUUUCCAAAGACCUUCCCCUACCCCUUGCUCCUGGCCCGGCCGCUGGCAGAGCCCCUACGGCCCGGCCCCCCGCUACGCCGGCUGCCCACUGCAGAAGGCUGGCCCCGGUAGUAGGCCCGGGGGGUGGCACCGAUCCUGCCCCCCAGGCCAGGCGGAGCGAGGGCAUGUGGGGUCUCAACCUCUCUCCCUGUGUCCUUGGAGAAGACCCAACAGUUGCGACCCUCUCCGUGGUUGUAAGAGGGGAAGGCUGGGUUCAGAUUCGCAAUUCUGGGCUCCUUCCCCCUUCCUGUGUGUGUAUCCAUCAAUAAAACACACGUGGCGUCCGUGGAUGAAA